This is a messenger RNA of Schistocerca americana (American grasshopper), 1723 nucleotides long. RefSeq lists its product as uncharacterized. The record is from RefSeq and is a predicted model, not a curated record. Bases 124 to 1488 code for a protein of 454 amino acids. Gene Ontology annotation, molecular function: protein binding. The transcript is spliced from 9 exons. Lineage: Eukaryota; Metazoa; Arthropoda; Insecta; Orthoptera; Acrididae.
CUAUAAACACCUUGUAUCUUGUGAAUGGAGAGGCACUGUGUAUUGUAAGACAAGGUUUCUCUUGUGAAGGCAGCAUAAUAUUUUCAUACACAAGUAGUUAAUUUUAAUAAUCAGAACACCGAUAUGCAGAAUAUAAUUUCAGCGCAGAAGUGUGACAGGGAUCACAAUACUAAUCACGCAGAUUUUAGUAGCAGUAGCCUGGAGGAAGUCCCAGAUUGUGUUUUGAAUCAUUUUAAAUUUCUAAAGUUUCUGUAUUUAAACAACAACGCAUUGAAAACUUUACCGGACUGUUUGUUUCAACGUCUAAACUCUUUAAAAUGGCUCGACGUUAGAAAUAACCAUUUGACAGAACUACCAAGAACUAUUGGAAAUCAUCCGUUUCUGGAAGUUAUUCUUUUACAAGGAAACAUGAUCAGAAAACUACCUUUAGAGUUAGGACUGGUGCCUAACUUAAGGGGAGUGCAGUUUACAGGAAACCCAAUAGAAUAUCCACCCCAAGAUAUAUUAGACAAGGGAGCUCAGUACAUUCUGAAAUUUCUGAAUGAGGAGUGGAAAAUUCAAUCUGAGUUAGAUAUAAGACCAAUUGUGGAGCCAUUUUACAAGACAGAAGAUGAAAAGGAAGGAACAAAUGUGACAUUUCACAGGGCGGGACGACUCAAAUCAAAAUCUGCAUUUUCCUUCAGUGAUCAUUUUAAGCAUUCUGUUCCAGUAACAAGAAGAUUAAAAACAUCUUUACCAUCACUAUCUGUUAUAAGUUACAGUGCAAAGGCAGAGGAUACUACAUUAUUAGUCCCAACAAAUUCACCUACUGGAAAUUCUGGAUAUGAGCUUACAGUCAGUGACUUCAGACAGAGCAGUGAUGCAGGAUCAGCAUGUAAAGUGCCACCAGUUCUUAAGAACAACAAAAGAGGAAACACUGUCACAAGAGCUGAAUGUGAAAAGAAAGUUUAUGAAACUUUGCUGAGGGAUCUCUGGAUAACAAAAAUUAAGUUUAUAUUGGAGAAACAAAAUGAAAUAAUACAGAAAAGAAGAAAUACUGAAUUACUCCAGCAGUGGAGGAAAGAUACAGAAAAACUGAAUCAAAUAAAUAGAAUGCACCUUGAGAAUUUUAAGAAACAUGGACUCAAAAUACCGUUUGAUACAGAUGAAGAUUAUAUGAAGAUACUCUCAAGAUCUGACUUAAAAAAUUCACUGUCAAGAGGAAGAGCUAUCAAGUCCUUGACCGUGCACCCAAUGAUAAAGUCUAUCUCCCAAGAAAUGUCAGAAAUCUUGUCAGUACUGGAUGCUGUAGCCAACAAAGACAUCCACACCUCAUUGGCGCCACACACAGUGCAGAAAACUGCUAGUGAUGAAAUACAAAAGUUGCGUCAGCUCAAGAAGAAACUGUGGGCUCUCCGUCUAAAGUCAGCUGAAGACAGAGACUUCUGCACAGAAAGUAAAAGUGCUGCAUUAUCAACUACAAAAACAUCAAACCUUGAGAGAGAAUGAAAAUAUCACUUCUGGUAAAACUAAAGAACUGCAACUUUCAGUUUUAACCUUUAUGAAAAUUUCUGGAAUGCAUUUCAUUUGUCAGUCAAAUCUAAGAUUAACAGCUAUGCAGAGUCUACAGAAAAAGUAAUUUCUCCAUUGUAUGUGAAUAUAAUAAUUCAUAAUAAUUACCCCCUAUCUUGUCCCACCACUCUAGGUAAAGCUGAAACUGAUGCAUAUAGCCCAUUUAAGAUCA